Messenger RNA from Pecten maximus, 1888 nucleotides. RefSeq lists its product as uncharacterized. Bases 133 to 1692 code for a protein of 519 amino acids. The transcript has 6 exons. The record is from RefSeq and is a predicted model, not a curated record. Gene Ontology annotation, molecular function: FAD binding; oxidoreductase activity. NCBI's taxonomy places the organism in Eukaryota, Metazoa, Mollusca, Bivalvia, Pectinida, Pectinidae.
CAAAGUUACCCAGAGACAACGGCUGACGGCGUAUGACCUGAUCUAUUUGAUAUAGUUGAGAAGGAACGCUCAUCCUAUAAAACUAGGCUGCUUCCUCAGACCUAGGGUAUUAGUGUGAGAAAAGUAGCCGGAAUGGGGAGUUAUCGGCCUUUCCCUGCCCUAGUGGCUCUAGUGAUGCUCUGUGUAUCCACAACCAUCGACGCCUACUGCUAUCCCGGCAUGCCUUGUUUUCCAUCCAAUGAGGAGCAGGUCAAAUUAUCUGUAGCAAUGAAAGGCCAUGUAGUGUUUCCAUAUCAACCGGAAUAUGACGCAUUAGUGAUCAUGCAGAACGUCAGAGUUACUAAAUUCCCACACUCUAUAGCAACUCCUUUUUCGACGGAAGAAGUCCAGAUGGCGCUUGCGUUUGCCCGCCAGUACAACCUUAGUGUGACUGUAAUAUCGUCCGGCCACGACUACUUCGGGAGAUCAACAGGAGACGGAAGCUUCCAGAUCAGUUUGAGAAACAUUUCCGAUAUCGAUGUCAACUUGAACUCUACACGACAUCCGGACGGAGAGGUGACCAUUGGCAGUGGUGCCCCCUGGAUUAGUGUGUACGAAAAGCUUAGCAAAUACAACCGUGUGGUGGUGGGCGGAAGUGCUCACACUGUUGCUAUGGGAGGAUAUACACAUGGCGGCGGUCAUAGCCCAAUGUCCCGGAUGUUUGGCCUCGCUGUGGAUAAUCUUCUCGAAGUAGAAAUCGUGUUGGCGGAUGGUUCAAAAGCAGUUGCCUCAUCCGAGGGUACAGUUAUUACAGACACGAAUGGCAUCACCAAUCGGACGUCCGACUCGAGCCUCUUCUGGGCCUUACGGGGAGGAGGUGGAGGUACGUUCGGAAUAUCAACACAGUUCACCUUCAAAAUACACAAGGCGGCGCCAGGGGUGGUUAACCUCGAUAUAGCCUACCCAAUGAUACUGGCGAAUGGAACAUCUAUCGCUGAUGAAGUAUUGGAAAAGAUAUCUGAGAUUAUUCUCUCCGCCCCGCCAAACUGGGGAGGAUAUCUAAUGACAAACGGAUUACCAGACAAAGACACACACGGACAAAUCAGUCUGUUCGCCAACCAUUUCGGUACGUGGGACACAGCGUCUCGGAAGUAUAUGGAUAAUCUGUAUAACUUCAGACGGGAAUGGCAGAAACAUGCCAUUUAUAGGAACUAUUCCUCAUUCAUCGACUACGAGAGAACAGCCAUUGAUGGCAAAUACUACAGAACGUACAUCUCAAACAUCCUGAUGAACAAUCGGAGUUUCAGCCCCGAGUGGAGGAAAGCUAUGAUUGAUAGCGCCUUUAAGUUUCCGCUACAAAAGUCGGCGAUCCUUUCCACUGGGACGUGGGUAGGAGGAAAGGUUCAUGAAGUCGGAAUCGAUGACACAGCCGUACAUCCGGGCUUUCGAGAGUGUUACAUGUCUUUGACCACAGGAGUAGGCUGGUCCGGACUAGGUGACCACGAACAUGAAUUUGUGGCAGAGGGUCAAAAGGUCAGAGAAAAAUUGCGACCGUUCGGCUACGGGAGUUAUCGGAAUGAGGGAUCAGCUGAUUCACCUUCGUGGAAGGAUGAUUUCUGGGGGAGUAAUUACAAUCGUCUGUUGGCUAUCAAACGUGUAUAUGACCCAGCCAAUGUGUUCUCGUGUGUCGACUGCGUUGGACGAGAUAUGUAACUGUACAGUAUGACAUUCCAUAUAUGUUUUCAGAAUUAUGGAAUUGUGCAACAUGGUUGCGGAAAAUAGGAUGAUUUUAAUGUUUAUUUUUGAGAUAAUUCAGUCACAUCUUAUUCAAAUAAACAAAUGAUUUAUUUAAAAUUUAAAAUUCUUAAAGAAAACAAAUUAAACACCCGUUAUAGUUGAAGCAAGCCUA